This is a messenger RNA of Cantharellus anzutake, 506 nucleotides long. RefSeq lists its product as uncharacterized. Lineage: Eukaryota; Fungi; Basidiomycota; Agaricomycetes; Cantharellales; Hydnaceae. Bases 112 to 378 code for a protein of 88 amino acids. The record is from RefSeq and is a predicted model, not a curated record. The transcript has a single exon.
UCAUAGAAGGGUGUUCUACUACGGAGUGGUGUAAUGGGCAGCUUUGUCACCCGCAACUGCUUAUUCGCUGACCGUUUGUCAUACGCGAAAACCACGCGCCUGUGACCGCCGAUGGUGCUCACACAAUCCAUCUCCCUGUGCGAAUUCCGGGCUGCAACGGGCUUUGCUUAUACCGUUUUGUUGCCUCCGGCGGUGACCGCGGAGGGCUGGGUACAGAACGUCACCAACUUCCGUAAGCAUAUGAAAUGCACACAAACGUGUUCCUUGCUGAAUGUGUGUUCCCAGCGACUAAGUGCCAGGUCCAGGAACGCUAGCAAGAAACAUGUGGAGCGGACGAAAGUCCAAUCCAUUUUGGCCAUCCCAAAGAUCAGCUGCUGAGUCUUCGACGAUCGCCAGAUGGCUGCGUAGCAGGGCUUGAGUCUCAAGCCAUGAGGAUGAGAAGUCGGAUUUCUACUGGAUCCCCCUUCGACUUACGUUAGAGACUCAGGAUCUUGACAUCUUCUGAA